CUUCCCCUCCCCCACUCUGCACCAGAGAAGUUAAACUCCAGUGCACUUUGAACAGCCUGAGGACUACUCUGAAAGAGGAAGAAUCUGUAUGUAUUGGCUAGCAAAUGUGCCUCUCCCUUCUUGAAAAUAGCAGCAAGCCAGUUUGCCUAAGUAGACCCUCAAUGCUUCUAGGACCAUUCAGGGUAUCCAGAUUUACUUUGCAGCUGGUCAGAGAAGGUUAGCUCUCCACGGGACUGGUAGAUUGGACUUACUGAAGACUUGGAUCUUGCUUCUGAGAACAAACACCAGAAAGACUCUAAACUACAGAGAAGUUAGCAGUUUGGGCUUCCUCUAAUAUUACAGCAUAAGGAGCAUUAACCAUCAUAAGGAACAUUUUUGAAGAGUACUUCAGUGCCACAAAGAGGCUCCAGGAAAAAAUUCCUAGAGAAACAUGGACGAAGCCGGAAAUCUGACAGUAUCUUCUGCCAGUAAUAACACAUGCCAUGACACUAUUGAUGACUUCCGUAAUCAAGUGUAUUCCACCUUGUACUCUAUGAUCUCCGUUGUGGGCUUCUUUGGAAAUAGCUUUGUGCUCUAUGUCCUCAUAAAAACAUAUCAUGAGAAAUCAGCCUUCCAAGUAUACAUGAUUAACUUAGCAAUAGCAGAUCUACUUUGUGUGUGCACACUGCCUCUCCGUGUAGUCUAUUAUGUUCACAAAGGAAUUUGGUUCUUUGGUGACUUUUUGUGCCGCCUCAGUACCUAUGCCUUGUAUGUCAAUCUCUAUUGCAGCAUCUUCUUCAUGACAGCCAUGAGCUUUUUCCGCUGUGUAGCAAUUGUUUUCCCAGUCCAGAAUAUUAAUUUGGUCACACAGAAAAAAGCCAGGUUUGUGUGUUUUGGAAUUUGGAUUUUUGUAAUUUUGAGCAGUUCUCCAUUUUUAAUGGCCAAAUCUUACAAAGAUGAGAAAAACAAUACAAAGUGCUUUGAGCCUCCUCAGAACAAUGAAGCUAAAAAACAUGUGAUUGUCUUGCAUUAUGUGUCAUUAUUUAUUGGCUUCAUCAUUCCUUUUGUUAUUAUAAUUGUUUGUUACACAAUGAUCAUUCUGACCUUACUAAAAAAUUCAAUGAAGAAAAAUUUUUCAAGUCGUAAAAAGGCUAUAGGAAUGAUCAUAAUUGUUACAACUGCCUUUUUAAUCAGCUUCAUGCCAUAUCAUAUUCAACGCACCAUCCACCUUCAUUUUUUGCACAAUGAAACGAAAUCCUGUGAUUCUGUCCUCAGAAUGCAGAAAUCAGUGGUCAUAACCUUGUCUCUGGCAGCAUCAAAUUGUUGCUUUGACCCCCUCCUAUAUUUCUUUUCAGGGGGGAACUUUAGAAGAAGGCUCUCUACAUUUAGAAAGCAUUCUUUGUCCAGCAUGACUUAUGUACCCAAGAAGAAGCCCUCCUUGCCAGAAAAAGGAGAAGAAAUAUGUAAAGAAUAAAAUCAUCCUCCAGUAUAACCUAAUGAAGAGUUUUCAAAAUAAGUUUCUUUUUUCAAAUCAUUUAUGAUAAUAAAAUUUUCAUUAGUAAUUUACAAAUGCUUACUCUGUGCCUAUAAAUCUAUCUCAUUUAUGCAUCCACAAUAUCAAGUACUUAAAAGUAUUCUAAAUAUUUAAAAAUCAGUCCACAACUAAGAACUAAAUGAUAAACAGUUUUUUGACCAUUCAACAGAAAUUUGGGAAUAUUUGUGUCUUUGCCCUGUAAAACAUGAGUCUGAGAUCAAGGCUUUCCUUCUCAAAUAAAAGCUUUACAAAGGAUAAGAACUAGAAUUAUAAGAUAUAAAAUUAGCAAAUAGUUCUUAACCAUCCUAACAUAUCCUUUGCAUGCAUACCAUCAGAUGAGAACUAGAGAUGACCCAGAAGCUACAUAAAAUGUACUUCCAGUCUCACCAUUUGUUGUACUGUCUAUAAAACUAGGGCCAUUUAUUCCAGAGGAGAACGUACGAGUGCUAAGAAGAAAGUAGUAUUUAGCCAAGUAGCUCCAAAUGCUGAAUCUAGAAACAGGAUGAUAAACCUAUCAGAAGCCAGUUUGUCUCCAAUUUUCUUCUCCCCCUGCUCAGACCCUCCAAAAUAUAGUGGAGUUUUUGUUGUUCGCUUAAGUUCCUAUAGGGAAUUCUCUCCCUACGCUACAUAUAAUUCUUCCUUAAGAACCCAGACAACUGACACUCUCAUAUAUGAACAAAAGUAAUUACAAAUUCAUGUGAAGAAGAAGAAAAGGUGUUUACUUUUUCACAUGCCUGUUACUGUGAUGAAAAUAUUAACUAGAAUUGAUUUUGGAAGAAAAAUUUGAAUGUCCACGUUAUAAAUUCUUUUUUAAGAUAUGCAAAUGUUUAUCUAUAUAUGUAUAACUGUGUGUAAGAGACUUUGUUAUAUAUAUGCAUUUAUGAGUGAAAGUUAAUUAUUACAUUUAUUAUUGUUUCUUACUUUUCACUUUUUUAUUGGCAUCUUGGCAGGAAUAUCAAGGCUAUGUUUACAGUGCUUUGUAUAUUAUAAUGGAAGCUUUGUUCUUAAAACAGCAACAACAACUUGCUUAUAGCUGAAAUACAAUAUUCAUGGGGAAGCUUUUGCUGAUGAUUUGUCUGUUUCUUAACUUUGCAUCUCAAAAGGCUAAUUAUUUUAAGGGGAAUAAUGGUGAAGGAAAAGGAAAACUAUGUGAGGAGAAGUGAUAUCUGAAUCUGCCAUAUGUAUGUUAUUUCUAUUUCACUUCUAAUGAUGCAGUCCCUCAAAAAAAAUCACAAAAUACAGAGAAACAUGACCUCAAACACAUAGUAAAGACUGGUGCACAUUUAUUUUUUUGUUUAAUGUACCUGAGACUUGG
Lepus europaeus (European hare) is the source of this 2828-nucleotide messenger RNA. It is a transcript of the gene CYSLTR1, whose product is annotated as cysteinyl leukotriene receptor 1. The coding region runs from base 431 to 1453 and encodes 340 amino acids. The record is from RefSeq and is a predicted model, not a curated record. NCBI's taxonomy places the organism in Eukaryota, Metazoa, Chordata, Mammalia, Lagomorpha, Leporidae. The transcript is spliced from 3 exons. Gene Ontology annotation, biological process: G protein-coupled receptor signaling pathway. Gene Ontology annotation, molecular function: leukotriene receptor activity. Gene Ontology annotation, cellular component: plasma membrane.